Molecule: messenger RNA, 973 nt
Organism: Theileria equi strain WA
Lineage: Eukaryota; Apicomplexa; Aconoidasida; Piroplasmida; Theileriidae
Exons: 1
Coding region: 354-941 (195 amino acids)
Source: RefSeq, a predicted model, not a curated record
GGAAGCUGAGAACAACCCAGCGCUGAUUUUUUGUUUUGUCAUUUAAUUUGCCUAGUCGACCGAGUCCUGGAGCGCUCACACACUGUCUAGGCCUUUUCCCCUCCCCUAGACGAAAUUCUCCAGACAGCAUCACUUUUAAAUUAACGGUAAUCCACGCAGGGCAGAGCUAAACUGCCGGUCUUUAAACACACACUGCGUCGUCAGGCUGCUUGACUUGGCCCGGAUAGGUGGUACUUGGUGGACCCUCAUACUCCUUCCAGUAGAGACACUACUGUCUUGUAGACAGGAUAGACUUAUGACGGGAGCGCGUCCGGCUGUUCCCUGCGGGGAUUCUGGGAUGGCUGCAGCCUCGGAUGCCUUGGUUAUCAGCAAGGCCAAGAUCUGCUCCAGUGUCCUGCAGGAUGUCAAGGGAGGGCGCUACGAGUUCCCCGGUAAAAAGAGGCUUUGCCUGCCCAUUCCGCUCGGGAAGGAGCACAAGAAAGCGCGCAAAAGUGUCCCCGUUGGGGACUUUUGGAGUCGAGUUGAUUCUCGAAAUAUUCCCAUUGACGGGAUGCUCAAAGAGUAUAUCGAAUCUGCCCCGCUCUCCAUCCAAAAGGCUGAGCGGAAGCCCACCAAACAAGAGAGGAUUGUCGAAAAAAUGCACAGUCUUACAGAGGCAGAGUUGGAAUCCAUUUAUCCAAACUAUGGCAUCAUCACCACCUGCGUUGCCGAUUAUUCGUACAAGACCACGCCCUUUGGUGACGUCUAUUACUCACCGAGGUUUCAAGAUGAAAAGUAUAUCUAUCGCUAUGUCAUACUCACCAGAGGUGUCAAGACCGAAGCCUAUCGCAUACUCAAAAACUGCGGGACAUUUCUACUCACCGAACAACAAAUUAUACGCGAACUCGCAAUCGAUUUGUCACCCGGAUGGGAGCAUUUUAUGCUCUUUCGGAAUAAGCUAGAUGAGUUGAUACUCCGAAGGAGGAUCGGAACU